AUGGGUUUCUUUGAUUUACACGAACCAGAAGAUGGACAAGAUCGCUUUUUUUUAUAUGCUAUGAUUAUCCUCCCAGUCUGUGCUGCAACAUCGUAUCUAUUCGAUGCCUGGUAUCAUUACACACAUUCAGAUGAAGAACGCAAUUAUCAAGGUCUUCUAUCUACAAUAGUACUCGUUUUCUCGUAUUUACAAUACUGCACACCGAUACGUUCACGUAAAGCUUUAACUAUUUAUUUUCUCUCCGUAUGUUUGAUCACGGAAACAGCAACAAUCGGUUAUCUAUUGUAUUAUAUCAAGAAAAAAGAUGUUACCAAUAUUAUCUUUCAUGUUAGUAGUGUACUAUUAGAAAUAUUAUUCACCAGCGCUUUGAUCUAUUGUCGUGUUGUUAGAGAAUACGAGUCGCAUAUUGUUGUGGAAAAUAAACAUUUAUUUCACUUCAUGUCACGUUUGGAAGUUAUAUUGACAAUCUUCAUUCCAGUUUAUGUCAAUGUAAAAUACACAUCAUUAACAAGAAAUAUGAUUGCAUAUUUUCUCUUGUUUGACUUUUUUUCUGAUUCGUAUUCGAGAUUUCAAGGUGUUUGGAUUAAAUCAGCAUUGUAUUUAUUCGCUACAACGACUACCGUAGCUGUAGCAACUGAAUGGUUCUAUUUUAAUCACCAUGAGCAUAUCUAUGAGCAAGUUUCCAUCAUAGCGGAACUUGUCUCCGAAGGUCUUUGUGACCUCAUCAUUAUUUUACAAUUUUUUCCAUUUCAUUUCAAAACACAGCAUGUAAAUAAUAUCGCACGACAAGCUUUGUUAAUUCAUCGAAAUUUGCAUGCAUCAAUUGAGAAUCCAGGUAUUCCGAAUGGUGAUGUGAACGAGACAAUUCAAAACGGUGAAAUAAAGGGCAUUGCGGAACUAGUCAACACAUCAAGCAGCAAUGAAACCGAGCUGAAUACUUCAAUGUAA
Molecule: messenger RNA, 948 nt
Organism: Adineta ricciae
Lineage: Eukaryota; Metazoa; Rotifera; Eurotatoria; Adinetida; Adinetidae
Source: the annotation of a GenBank genome assembly